UUUUCAGUUGUUUACUCAACCGAUAGCUGAAUUCAGCACAUCCCUAGUGGAGAGCUGAAAGAAAAUGGCGAUAGAAUUUUUUUGGUGUUGAUUUGUUUAUUAUCCGUUCGUCUUUGAUUGUUCAAUGAAAAGCCUUAAAAAUUAGCCAACUGCUGGUGAAAAAUGUACAACUAGAGUGUGUGUCGUGUGCGCGAGAGUGUGUGUAGUAGCUCAGUAGCUCCGCGAUGAUUAGCGCAAUGGACAAUUUCGACAACAGAUCGUACGGUGCCAUAUCAAAGGGGCGCAGUGAAUUCUCAAUGCCAGAACUUACACCGGAGCAGCAAAAACUGCUGAUUGAGCUGCGACGCAAGAAGCAGGAACUUUUACUCGAAAUACAGAUCAAUAAAAAUUGCGGGAGAGUAGUUUGCAUCGAACUCUUAUAUGCAACUCCUAUACGACCGAACCAAAACAACUUGUUUGACGUCUCCCUCAGUCUGAGUCUGAGAGCCCUCGCAACAUGUUGAGGUGACGGAUACGGAACCGUCGGAGUGCGCGGCCUUUUAAACUGAACCUGAAUAUUAAUUUCUUUACUUUACUCUUUUCGUUCGCAUUCUUUCCACUUCUCAAGUGCCAACAAUUUCAUGAAUCACACACACAAAACGUGGAAUGAAAAAUAUAUUUUAGCUCGCAGCUUCUGUUGUUUGUAUUGGAUGAAAUUCCAAGGCUUUGCUGCAAAAAUAAUCCAAUAUUAAUAUUUAAUAAUAACCUUUGGUUUGUUUUCGCUAGCCAUGUGUAAUAAAUAAGUCGGCUCAUAUGGAAAUAUUAAGAGCAAGCAGAUAAAAGUGUCAUCUUAUCUUAUCUUAUUGUGUGUGCCGAUAGUGAAAAAAACACGUCAUUACACUUUAAGAGAAUAACCAUUUUUACCCAGAAGUCGCUUGGCAGCGCAAAUUGCAAUAAUUUGCAGACUGCCAUUUGAAUCAACGGAAUAUUCCAUCGGAGAACCAGAACCAUGGAGAGGCAUGCUUAAGGUCCGCAUUUUUUUCCGAGGAAGUGAGAAAUUGUGCAAGAAGGAUGGCAUCCCUCCAUCAGAAGCGUCCCAGCAUAAGUAACUGGUUCUCCUCGCUUCGUCGGCAGCCCAAAAACAAGAAGUGCUCCCCCGGCUUGGGAGGAAGUGAAAGUGUUGGCAGAAAGCAGCCAUUGCAGAGGAGCUGCCUUGACCUAUCCACGACGCGAGUUGGUUGCGAUGGUUGUGUAAGUUUGGAGUUCUUUCAAUCGGAAUCCCCUGAAAGUCGGCGAAGCAACAGCACUUUCUAUGUCAACACCCAAAAUGUAUCGUCUGCUGUUUUUAAAGACAAUCGUCAGCCUCUAUUGGAAAGGGGCAGCGGUAGUGAUAGUAGCCCUAGCAGCGUUUGCGUUCGAUGCUCAUGCAAUUCGAUAACGAAAAGCGGGGACAGAAAUGAAACACCUACAAUGGCCACGCCUAAGUCGGACAUUAAGAUCGCGCUGAAACCUCCACCCAAGCCCCGCUCCCCUUCCAUGGCUCCCUACACUAGUGUGGCUACAUAUAACAUCACGAAAUUAGCGCCGGACAGCCCACCCCCCGCCAGCCCCACAUUAAGCACUCAAACCGUAAAUUGCAGCGAUGUAACCACGAAGGUCACAGAGGUACAGCGCCUACCCUGCGAUGAACCCAACACUGAACUCAUAAGCAAGCGAACGGAGUACAAGCACACAACCAUCACAACAACGACAAGAACAUUAAUUGUGUCGCGACCCGUGGAACUGCUUUUAAAUGAAAAUGGCGAAAUAAUCGCAAGGCGAUCCCCCCGCAAAUCGCGCUCUAAUUCCCUGGGCCGCAUGCUUGACGUGCAGAAUGAAAUUGGAACUGGCGGGUUGUUUAUGGAAGCGGAUCCUUGUUCGAAAAACAGUUUACCGCCUCCACCCUAUAUCGACGAUAUGCGCUUCAUUGAUGACAGCUCCAACUCACAAAGUGAGUCCGAGCGGAACUCUAACAUACACAAAACCAACAAAUAUACUUCAAAGAAUAAUAACAACGACAGCAAGCGGGAGAGCCAGCAAUCGAAUCUGUGCGAGAGUUGCCGCAUGCUUCUCGAUCGAAAUUACAUAAAUACUGAACAGAGUGACAAUCUAGUCAUCCUCAGGCGACCAUCAAAGCAAAUUAAAGAUGAGUUGUGCGAGGUUGUAUCGGAAAUGGAGGCGCUGGAUGUGCCCGAAGACUGCAAGCAUUCCAAUAAAGAUAAACAGAUGUCCAUUGGCCGUAAAAAGUUUAACAUGGACCCAAAAAAAGGCAUUGAGUAUCUCGUUGAAAACAGGCUGCUACGUCAUGAUCCCCAGGACGUUGCCCACUUUCUCUAUAAGGGAGAGGGACUAAAUAAAACAGCCAUUGGCGAUUACCUCGGCGAGAAAAACGAUUUUAAUGAGGAUGUGCUUAAGGCUUUUGUGGCGCUUCACGAUUUCACCAAUCUCAUUCUCGUACAAGCCCUCAGACAAUUUCUGUGGUCGUUUCGCCUGCCCGGCGAGGCACAAAAGAUCGAUCGCAUGAUGGAGACCUUCGCACAGCGCUACUGUCAACUAAAUCCAGAUAUAUUCACCAACACGGACACAUGCUAUGUGCUCAGCUUCGCAAUUAUAAUGCUAAAUACCUCACUACACAAUCCAUCUGUUAAAGACAAACCCACCGUUGAUCAAUUCAUAUCGAUGAAUCGUGGCAUCAACAACGGCGGAGAUUUGCCCCGUGGCCUGCUGGAAUCCCUUUACGAGUCAAUUCGAACAGAGCCAUUUAAAAUACCACAGGAUGAUGGAAAUGAUUUGAUGCACACCUUCUUCAAUCCCGACAAGGAGGGCUGGCUGUGGAAGCAAGGCGGCAGAUACAAAUCGUGGAAACGACGUUGGUUCAUUUUGAACGAUAAUUGCUUAUACUAUUUUGAAUACACAACGGAUAAGGAACCACGCGGAAUUAUACCGCUGGAGAAUAUAUCGGUGCGCGAGAUUCACGAUCGCAGCAAACCGCAUUGCUUUGAGUUGUUUGCGACGGGCGGUGCUGAUAUAAUCAAGGCAUGCAAGACUGACUCUGAGGGCAAAGUGGUAGAGGGCAAGCAUACGGUGUACCGCAUGUCCGCUGCCACGGAGGAAGAUCAGCAGGAGUGGAUCAAGCGUUUGACGCAGUCCAUAAGCCAUAAUCCGUUUUAUGACAUCCUGGUACAAAGAAAGAAAAAGGCACUCAGCAAGAGUUAAUACUAACAAGCAGCUCGGCGAAUCUUUUGUCUUGGAUCUCAGUGAAACUCUGCUACUCGCUUGUGUUGCUCUCUACCCCUUUUUACACAAGUGCAAAUGCAUAUACCAAUUAUAUACGUUGUUAUGUGAGAGUAUUUCCAUGUUGAACCAAUGCCUGUAAUUGUUUUACCUUCCGCAUUGGCACAAUCCCAAAUAAUGUCUUUGUAUUUUGUUUGAUUGACUCGAAACAAGCCAUCACACGCCGACGCACUUUGUCUCUAUUGUUGUGAUAUAACUUAUAAAAAAUUAGCAUAACCAAAAUUAAAAUAAUUUAAAAUGGCGUAAAGUAGAAAUACACAUUUAUUCACAUUUCAUUAGUGCAAAUUUUAGUUUAGUUUCAUUAUAGACAUAAGUCUUCGAAUAUGGGUUUAAAUUUGCCUUUUAUAGCCUAAGUUGUCCCACAACCCUCUAUUAUUAAAAACAUAUCCCAGCCGCCAAACGCUGUUCUUUAUCUAUAUGUUUAUAUAUUUGAUGCAAAUGAAAAUAGCAUACAAAUGUUGUUUGACAAUUGUUGUAAAAAAAUUGCUAACAGCGAAUAAACUUUAAAAAAUUUUUAAGAAAAAAUUGUUAAAUUAAUAAAUGCAAUUCUUAAAUUAGUUUAGACGGCAAAUUAUGUUCUUUCUGAGAAUUUGGACUACGUGACAUAGUUUUUAUUGAACCAAAGAUCGAAUUUAAACUAUUAUUACUAUCAAUACCAACUUUCACCACAAUACACACUUUUUAUAUGUUGAAAAAAUUUAUUAUAAAAUAUAUUUUAUUCAACGUUUGCUAAUUUGAAUAAAGGGAGACAGGCCAAGCGCAACAUGUUUGGCAGAGUAAAACGCAUGCAAUAACUGUUUAAAAGAAUGUAUAAAUUGCCCGUUGAUGUGUAAGCAAAAAACUAUAAGUCAAAAAAUCAUCAAACAAGAACUCUGUUGCCAGCACUGAUUUUAUAGUAGCCUAAAGAUGCUAUUAGAAAAUAGUUAUAGUAAAUUGUGUGUCGUGGCGCUGUGAUAUCAUUGAUAGGAAAGAGCUUCUGUGUUGAGACUGAAAAAACAUUGAUCGCUUCACAUUUAAUUGUUAUUACUCUUGUUACAUGCGUUGACUGGCACGGCUUACUGACGUCUAAUCUUAAUGAGUUUUCAAUUAUGAAUUAUUUGGAAAUUGCAGUACCACAACUAAUUGCAAUAUUAUAAAUACUUUAGUUUGAUUUGUACAUAUACACUGCUGUGCACUAUCCAUUUCGUAUACAGAAAAUAACACCUUGUCUUGUACAUAACGUACAAAAUUAUUUAAAGUGGUUAUCCUAUACGGGCAGUUAGUCCCUUUGCUAAUCUCAAGAUUGUGCGUUUUAGCAUUUCCAAUAUAAAGAAAUAAAAAAUGUUUAUGUAUCGUGAUGUUGAAUAUAAAGGACGGCGGUAAAUAUAGUGUAGAUUAGUACUUUGUAUACUUUGCUUUAAAACUAAUUACAUAAAAUAAUAUUAAUAUAUCAAAGAAUAUUUUAUAAAGUUUAUAAAAAAAAUU
Messenger RNA from Drosophila melanogaster (fruit fly), 4776 nucleotides. It is a transcript of the gene step, whose product is annotated as steppke. Gene Ontology annotation, biological process: regulation of ARF protein signal transduction. Lineage: Eukaryota; Metazoa; Arthropoda; Insecta; Diptera; Drosophilidae. Gene Ontology annotation, molecular function: guanyl-nucleotide exchange factor activity. The record is from RefSeq and is marked reviewed. The transcript has 11 exons. Bases 1051 to 3234 code for a protein of 727 amino acids.